GGUUCUGCAUAAAAUUAAUCCAUAUAAAAAAGUUUUUCAAAUGUUACACCAACAACCACCCGUCAAUGUAGUGAAUAUUAGCAAGGAUUGCGGUGAGAUAAAGGAGCUUUGGCUGCAGCAGCCAGUAGAUCAUUUUGAUGUUAAUAAUACGGAAACCUGGUUAAUGCGUUAUUUUGUAAAUGAUAAUUUCUAUCAAGUUGGAGCUCCCAUAUUUGUGUUUGUGGGUGGUGAAUGGGAAAUAUUGCCGCAUAUGCUGCAAGCUGGUCAUUUUUAUGAUAUGGCCAAACAGCAGGAAGCUUUAAUGUUUUACACGGAACAUCGUUAUUACGGACAAAGUUGGCCGAAAAAUGACUCUUCUACGGAUAACUUACAAUUCCUAAAUGUUUUACAAUCUCUCGAAGACUUAAAGAGCUUUUUAAUUUAUCAAAAGUCUUCGACAAAAGCUUUGUCAAAUGCCAAAGUUGUUUUAGUCGGAGGUUCUUAUUCUGGCAGUAUGGUAGCAUGGUUUAUGAAAUUGUAUCCCGAAAUGGCCGUGGCAGCCUGGGCUUCUAGUGCUCCUUUAAAAGCUAAAAUGGAUUUUAAUGAGUACAUGACUUUAACUAUGACUUCAUUGCAACAAAAAGGUGGAGUAAAAUGCGCCCAAAAGCUCGAUGAGGCAUUCAAAGGUUUGGUAAAAGCAAUAAACAGCAAUAAAGCCUAUAGUUUAUUAAGAAAAUUAAAUAUAUGUCAAACAUUUGAUGCCACAAAUCAUCUCGAUAGACAAGCUUUCUUUGACUCUUUAAUCAAAUAUUUUGCACAAGUUUUUGCAAAUAAAGAAGAAUUGAAAAACAGAGAAGAGUUUGAAGAAUGGUGUUUGGAUUUCUCCUAUCAAGGCCUGAAGUCAAUAUUUACAGAUGUAAAUGAACUAACCACAGGCACACGUCCUUGGUUUUAUCAAACUUGUCAGGAGUUUGGUUGGUUUUCCACCACAGCCACCAUCAACGCCACUACAAAUGAAGUGUUCACAGUAACACCUUAUACUCCGACAUUUGGUGGCCAGGUGCCUUUGUCUUAUUUUCAACAAUUGUGUCAGGAUGUUUUUAUGGAAAAUAUAGGUCAGGGCACUCUUUAUUCCUCCCUAACAUUACAACAAUUACAGGCGAGAGCUUUAGCGAUAAAUAAACUUUUUGGUGGUUUUUCUAAUGUUUCCAAACGUGUUGUCUUUACCCACGGUCUAUUGGAUCCCUGGCGUGCAGCUGGUUUACAAAAUGGCCAAAAUGUUUUACUUAUUAAAGACUAUAGUCAUGUUGAGGACAUGGGUUCAAUAAACCUCAAAGAUACGGUGGAUAUGAAUGUGGCCAAACUGAAAGUGUCUUCAUUUAUAAAUAGAAAUUUAAGACAUAAUUAG
Molecule: messenger RNA, 1387 nt
Organism: Lucilia cuprina (Australian sheep blowfly)
Lineage: Eukaryota; Metazoa; Arthropoda; Insecta; Diptera; Calliphoridae
Product: putative serine protease K12H4.7
Exons: 7
Coding region: 41-1387 (448 amino acids)
Biological process (GO): proteolysis
Molecular function (GO): serine-type exopeptidase activity; dipeptidyl-peptidase activity
Source: RefSeq, a predicted model, not a curated record